Molecule: messenger RNA, 2179 nt
Organism: Neomonachus schauinslandi (Hawaiian monk seal)
Lineage: Eukaryota; Metazoa; Chordata; Mammalia; Carnivora; Phocidae
Product: adhesion G protein-coupled receptor E4-like
Exons: 16
Coding region: 13-1968 (651 amino acids)
Biological process (GO): cell surface receptor signaling pathway; adenylate cyclase-activating G protein-coupled receptor signaling pathway
Cellular component (GO): membrane
Molecular function (GO): G protein-coupled receptor activity; calcium ion binding
Source: RefSeq, a predicted model, not a curated record
UAUCUCAGUGCUAUGGGAAGCAGGUGCCUGCUCCUGCUCUCAGGUCUCAGUGUCCUGCUGGCUCUGUCAGGAUCAGAUGUCAAGAAUUCUGGAGCUUUCUGUCCCAUAUGCCCUGAACAUGCCAACUGCUCCAACAGCACCCACUGUGCUUGUAAAGAUGGAUUUCAGUCUCCGUCUGGGAGGAGGUACAUCAAGCCCCACGAGAAAUGUGAAGAUAUUGAUGAGUGUAAGGUUGGGCUGGCAAAGUGCAAGAAGGAAUCAUACUGUGGAAAUGAAAUUGGAAGUUACUACUGCAGCUGUUUCUCAAAUCGUAUCUUGAACUGGCUGGCUAGGUUCAUAAAAUUUUAUGAUGAAGCAUGUUAUGGGGGCACCAGUGAGGAGACAACAUUCUCAGGGAACAUUCAGGAAAUUCUGAGGAACAACAGAAACAAAGAGCACAUUGCAAAAAUGGCUACCCAAAUAUUUCAAAAAAUGGAAGUGAUCAUAUGGACUGAAGGUUUAGCUUCUCCAGGAAAGCAUGAUAAUUCUACACUUGGUAUAGUCUAUGAAAUCAAGAGGUGCAAUGAGACAAGUGAGAAGACUGUUCUGGAAGCUGGAAAUAACACUAUGGAUAUCAACUGUACUGAUGCUUUCAAAGGAACCAUAGGAGAUAGAAGUGCAGUUGCGCUUAUCACUUAUCAGUCUCUUUGGGAUAUUCCGAAUGGAUCCUUUUUUAAUGAUGGAAGAGGGACACAGGAAAUGAAACUGAACUCUCGUGUCGUGAGUGGCACCAUUAGUACAAAGAAAAAAGUGUAUCUGUCUGAACCUGUGUUCCUGACCUUCCAACAUAUUCAGCCUGCUGGUGCAAGAACAAAACAUUUCUGUGUCUACUGGAAAGGAUCAGAGGAGGGGGGCACCUGGUCGACAGAGGGCUGCUAUCAUGUGGACAGCAACGAUUCACACACCAAAUGCAAGUGCUUCCACCUUUCCAGCUUUGCUGUCCUCAUGGCUCUUGUUCCCAAGGUGGAUCCUGUGUUGACCAUGAUCACCUAUGUGGGGCUGAGCCUCUCUCUGCUGUGCCUCCUCCUGGCAGCCCUCACCUUCGUCCUGUGCCGACCCAUCCAGAACACCAGCACCUCCCUCCACCUGCAGCUCUCCAUCUGCCUCUUCCUGGCCCACCUGCUCUUCCUUAUAGGGAUUAAUCAAACUGAGCCUAAGGUGCUGUGCUCCAUCGUUGCAGGGGUGCUGCACUACCUCUACCUGGCCUCCUUCACCUGGAUGUUCCUUGAAGGGCUGCACCUCAUCCUCACCGUUAGGAAUCUCAAGGUGGCCAACUACACCAGUGCAGGCAAAUUCAAGAAGUUCAUGUACCCUUUAGGCUAUGGGAUUCCAGCUCUCAUUGUGGCUGUGUCUGCAAUAGUAGGACCCCAAAAUUAUGGAUCACAUACUCACUGCUGGCUCAAGCUCAAUAAAGGGUUCAUCUGGAGUUUCAUGGGGCCAGUGGCAGUCAUUAUCUUGAUAAACUUGGUGUUGUACUUCCAAAUUCUGUGGAUUUUGAGAAGCACACUUUCCUCCCUCAAUAAAGAAGUUUCUACCAUUCAGGACACCAGAGUCAUGACAUUUAAAGCCAUUGCUCAGCUAUUUAUCCUGGGCUGUUCUUGGGGCCUUGGCCUUUUUAUGGUUGAAGAGGUCGGGGAAGUGAUCGGAUCAGUCAUUGCAUACACAUUCACCAUCAUCAAUGUCCUUCAGGGUGUUUUGCUCUUUGUGGUACACUGUCUCCUUAAUCGCCAGGUGCGAAUGGAAUACAAGAAGUGGUUUAGUGGGAUCUGGAAAGGGGUUGAAACUGAAAGUAUUGAGGUAACACAUUCUACGACCCAAACCAAAACGGAGGAACCAGGGACGUCAUCAGAAGUCUUUCCCAGAAGAGAUGCUCCUUCUGUGCAACCUCAGCAUCAGACUCCUAUCUCUGCUUUUUGGCUAAGAACAUAAAACUGAGCUGCUUCUGGACAGCGCCCCCUGUGGUCACACGUGGAUUGGACAAAUGCCACCAUCUGUAUCUUCCUCCUGAAAGCAGUUCUGAGGCCUUACUCUAUUGGCUUCUAGGUCCUUAGAAAGAAGGGGUCAUGGGGAGACCUCUGAGACCCAUACCCAGUAUUGUUUAUCACAUGCCAUUAAAUGUUCAAGGAAUAAUUUUUAAUAA